Molecule: messenger RNA, 731 nt
Organism: Thermothielavioides terrestris NRRL 8126
Lineage: Eukaryota; Fungi; Ascomycota; Sordariomycetes; Sordariales; Chaetomiaceae
Exons: 1
Coding region: 221-562 (113 amino acids)
Source: RefSeq, a predicted model, not a curated record
CCAUGAUUUGCGCAGUGAUCGACCCAACUUGAAGUCAGGUAUUUAUUUAACAAGAACUUUGGCUUAACUACCAGAAGUUAUUCCGAAUCCGUACCCGUACCUGAAACGUUCAUCACAUGCCAGGGGUUAUGGCCCUGCUUCCAUUUUCGGUUUCUCAACCAGACUCGCUCACUACUACCCUCAUUUAUACGCAGUGAUCAGCGUGGAAUGGCUGCCCCCGAUGGCCAACUCGUCAUCCAGCACACUGGCAAAAUGCGAAAGCAGCAUCCCGCCGUCGCUGCGCCCGCUGGUGCGAGCGUACCUGCUGGGAUGCGCCACCAGCAUCGGACCGAGGCUGCUGGGCCUGCUGCUCCAAUACGGCCCGCGGCUCACCAGCCAACGCAAACCGGCGAACGCGACACGCGACACACACCGCACACAGCAUGACGAGCCGUUUCUGGCCGCCCUGCGGCGCAUCCUCGCGCGCGCGCUUGAUUUGCACGGGUUUCCCGCUUUCUGCGCCGCUCUGGUCGGAGGCAGCACGCUGCUCGAGGCAAGGCCGCCACAACCGUCCCCCUAUUAGGUCACACCACGCCUGCGCGUCGCUAACGCGGCCGGCGUUUGCGUCCAGCUUCCGCUCCGAGACAUCCUCGACCGCCUUGCCAAGGAUCUCUCCGAGAAGUCUCGGAAGAGGUGAAGCACCCUCCCUCCUCGCGUUUCCCUGCCACAGCCCUCUUUGUUUUGCACCGCUG